Molecule: messenger RNA, 546 nt
Organism: Capsaspora owczarzaki ATCC 30864
Lineage: Eukaryota; Filasterea; Ministeriida; Capsasporidae
Exons: 6
Coding region: 1-546 (181 amino acids)
Biological process (GO): vacuolar protein processing
Cellular component (GO): intracellular membrane-bounded organelle
Source: RefSeq, a predicted model, not a curated record
AUGACGAGCUCAGCCAACUCGAGUAACAAGCGCAUCUACGAGGCGAACAAGCGCAUCCUGUCGCUGCACCUCAACAUUGUGCUCAUCUCGCUUGUGCUCUUCUUGCUCGUGCGCAUCGGAUGGCAGUUUGACAGCAUGUCAACGUGGAUCUGGGUGGCUGCUGCCGGUGUCGUUGGAUCGGAUGCGAUUUGCUACUCGCUGCUCGCUGCCAGCGGUCGCGCAAGCUUCUCUCCCUCAGGCGAGCUCCUUGAUGCUGGCCAUGACUUGGAUGCUGGAGGUCUUUCCGAGUACUACAAAGAUGUCAUCUACGUCAACUGCGCAGUGAAGGCUCUGUCUGUGUUCUUUAACGCUGCAUGGUUGAUUUGGGCUGUGAUUCCUGUGUUUGCAACGUACAAGGUCUGGGGCAUGUUCCUCGGACCGCUGGUCAUGUCGUGGUUCUCCCGAGGAGAUCAGCAAUCAGACCAGAUGGAUGAGGCUACCGCAAAGCGUCUCGCCAAGAAGGAGCGCCAAGCCGCGCGUGCUGAAAAGUUUAAUACUCGUCGUUAG